Molecule: messenger RNA, 542 nt
Organism: Acaulospora colombiana
Lineage: Eukaryota; Fungi; Glomeromycota; Glomeromycetes; Diversisporales; Acaulosporaceae
Source: the annotation of a GenBank genome assembly
UAACUUUAUUAGGAUACUUGUACUUCCAUGCCGCACCUAGCCCCGCGGCAUUCCACGAAGAGUCUGUCAAGCGCGUUCAGAACUUGCACACUUCCGAUUGCCUGCGUGCCAACAAGUCGACCAUGGCUUGGGGACUCGAAGCUCGCGUACCCUUUUUGGACAAGGCGUUCCUCGACGUCGCCAUGACCAUCAACCCCGAGGAGAAGAUGUUUGGCAAGGGUGCCCAGCAAGAAUACGAUGAGGAUGGGUGCCCUAAGAUGGAGAAGUAUAUUAUUCGCAAGGCGUUCGAUGUCUCUCCCGACGGCAAGUCUAUCCUCUGGAGACAAAAGGAGCAGUUCUCAGAUGGUGUGGGAUACUCCUGGAUCGACGGCAUCAAAGAGCAUUCCGCCAACUCUGUAUCAGAUGAAGCGAUGGCUGGUGCAAAGGAACGUUGGCCAGUAGAUACGCCCGACACCAAGGAGGCUUAUUUCAUUCGCGAAAUCUUUGAGCGUACGUCAAGUUUAAACACUCCCUCUCUAUUAAGGAAGUACACUGGAAGCUAA